GUCCAAAUAUAUUUUUGUCAUGAACAAUAGAGUUUCUAGAACAAAGUUCACAAAAGUGUAGCAAUGAUAACUAAGGCAUUUCUUUUAUUUCUUUUUAGUGAUAGUUUAUUGAUUUAUGGCUUAAUCAAGUCCACUGGAAAAUCGGAUUGGACUAAAAGCGAUGAAAUUAUAAAUCUUCCAGGUCUAUCGGUGAAACCGAGCUUUCGACAAUACUCUGGUUUUUUGAAUAUUGAUAAAGGAAAAUAUUUUCAUUAUUGGUUUGUCGAAUCGCAAAGGAAUCCUGCUAAAGACCCUGUAAUUCUAUGGUUAAAUGGGGGACCUGGAUGUAGUUCAGUUAUUGGUUUAUUAACUGAAAAUGGUCCAUUUAGAUUAAUGGACAAUGGAAAGAAUUUAACAAUAAAUAACGAAAGCUGGAAUAAGAUUGCCAAUGUGGUUUAUCUAGAAAGUCCGGCAGGCGUCGGAUUUUCGUUCUCUGAAAAUGAGAAAUACGUGACUAACGAUGACCAAACGGCGAAAGAUAAUUUAGCGGCAGUUCUUAUCUUCUUUCAACGUUUUCCAUAUUUCCGCCAUAAUGAUUUUUAUGUUAUGGGCGAAAGUUACGCAGGAAUUUAUAUUCCAAUGUUGGCGAAUUUGUUACUGAAAGAGCCGAAUGUCAACUUCAAAGGGGUUGCAAUCGGAAACGGUGCAGUAGAUGUAACUUCAUUAGGGACGAGUGUGAUUGAAUUUCUCUAUUCUCAUGGAGUAAUCGGAUCGAGCCAGUAUAGUCAAGUAACAAAACUCUGCUGUGGCUCUACACCUAUUCGAUACUGCAAUAUCACCAUCUCAAAGACACCAGCUUGCAAGAAAAUGGUUGAUUUUAUACAAAGUCGAUUCCACGAUUCCGGUCUUGAUCCCUAUAAUUUGUACGACGUUUGUGCUUAUAAGGAUAAAAAGGACGUUAAUGGGUUACCGUGCGUUGAUCCAAGGCCUGCUAGAAAAUAUUUUAGCAGUUACGCUGUUAGAAAAUCGUUAAAUAUGCCUGAAAAAUCAUUGUGGGAUGGACCUUGUAGUCAAAGACUGAAUUACACGGGACAGACUUCAACGGUCAGGGGUUAUGUGACAAAUUUGGUAAAGGCUAAGAAGAGGGUUUUAAUUUAUGCAGGAGAUAGUGAUAUGAUGUGUAAUUGGUUGGGUAAUUUAUGGUUUGUUGAAAGUCUAGGUUAUAAGGAAAUAGAACCAAACCGACCUUGGUUCUACAAGGAUCCAAAAUUCGGGAAACAAAUAGCCGGAUUUGCAACAAUCUUUAAUGGAAUCGAUUUCGUAACGGUUAAGGGUUCUGGACACUUUGUGCCACAAGACAAACCAUUGCAGGCCUAUACAAUGUUCGCUAGAUACUUACAGGAGAAGCCUUAUUGA
Molecule: messenger RNA, 1395 nt
Organism: Dimorphilus gyrociliatus
Lineage: Eukaryota; Metazoa; Annelida; Polychaeta; Dinophilidae
Source: the annotation of a GenBank genome assembly